Oncorhynchus kisutch (coho salmon) is the source of this 1066-nucleotide messenger RNA. Its product is annotated as musculin-like. The transcript has 2 exons. NCBI's taxonomy places the organism in Eukaryota, Metazoa, Chordata, Actinopteri, Salmoniformes, Salmonidae. Gene Ontology annotation, molecular function: RNA polymerase II transcription regulatory region sequence-specific DNA binding; protein dimerization activity; DNA-binding transcription factor activity, RNA polymerase II-specific. Bases 313 to 852 code for a protein of 179 amino acids. Gene Ontology annotation, biological process: regulation of transcription by RNA polymerase II; developmental process. The record is from RefSeq and is a predicted model, not a curated record.
ACUUCAUUCUGAACUAAACUUUCGAUCUACUGGUAGUCAGACUACAUGAAAACACUGGCAGUGUUCCUGAACUAGGAAUGUCAUUUUGACAUCUGAGGAUGAGAUGGAUCAACUAAGGACAUCCUUUUUUCCCUUUUAAUUUGAGUUGAAGGAGCUUCACAUUCCUGGAGCAGAAGAAGUGGAGACAUCUUUUUCAUAACCACCUAUGGAACAGACAUAGCAUCAAAGUAGAGUUGGUUUAAUCAGAUAUAUCCCACCUGUAACUCUCCGGUGACUCCUCUGUCCUGCUACAGAGGCAGAGGUGAAACAGACAUGUCCACCGGCUCAGUAAGUGACGGCGAGGACAUUGAGACGCGUCACGAACGGACUGACGCACCAUUUGAAAGCUACAAAACCAAACGGAACGUUACACAGAGACGAUACACUUCCACCGAGUGCUCAGACGACGCGUUCGUAGGUACUGACGGCGGUUCCGAAGUCCGAACCAAGCGAUCGUACAGCACCGCUGUCGGAGGAAAACAACUUUUCAAAGGGGGUCGACAAAAGGAUGGACAACAGAUGCAAAGGAACGCUGCAAACGCCAGAGAGAGGGCGAGGAUGAGGGUGCUGAGUAAAGCCUUUUCCAGACUGAAAACCAGCCUGCCGUGGGUACCGGCCGAUACCAAACUGUCCAAACUGGACACGCUGCGACUUGCAUCUAGUUAUAUAUCACACCUCCGACAGCUACUGCAAGACAACCACUUCGAGAGCAGCUUUGUACACCCUGUCAACCUGACUUGGCCAUUUGUGAUAGGAAGAUCAGAGGACAACAAGGACAUGACUGCAGCCGGACUGUGUGGAGUUAUUUCAUAGGACAUGAGGGAUCUCCCUCUCUGCUGGGACUGUCCUGUUCUACCCUGGCUGCUGGCUCCCUAUUCUUUACAUAGUGCACUAAAGUAUUGCACUAUAUUGGAAAUAGGAUGGAUGCCAUUUGGAACUAAUUUCAAGUAUUUUUUGUCCUUUGUAUAAAAAUCUCCCUCUCCCCCUCUCUCUCUCUCUCUCUCUCUCUCUCUCUCUCUCUCUCUCU